GAAAUGGAGGAGUUGCUGGUAGAUGUCGAGGAGACAUCUGCAGCAGGCUCUCCACCCGCAGCUGACGCGACCUUGGCCCUAAGCGGGGAUGCGUUUGCAAUCGGAGAAGCAUUAGUCGAAUCCAUGGAGAACGAUGGAUUUGUGACCCUCGGCGAAGACGAUGAGGGCGACGAUGAGGCGGAGGAUGAGGAGAGUCCUGAUGUGGAUGACUGGAAAGCAGUCACAGAAGCCGAAGAUCUUGGCGAGGAGGAAGUGGAGGCCGAUGAUGAAGAUGAGGACGAGGAUGCAGAUGAGGAUGAGGGCACCGCCCUCAGGGAGAUUCUCGUGAAUGAGUCGGACGAGUAUCAGCCUGGCACCACCAUGGACGAUGUAGGCCAGUGUGAUGGCGAUGACUCGCCGCGGCCCAUUUCCAGGGAGACGCCAGUGGUAGAUGAGGACAUGCUGAUGGCUGCAACAGCUCCUCUGCUGAUCGAUGGUCCGGCCAAGAAGAAGCGGAAGAAGAAAAAGAAGAAGAAGAAGCGGCGACACAGCAAGACUGUUGCGGUGGAGGUGCUGGCAGAGAAGAAGCCACCAGUUCCUCGCUUCCCGCACCCGAUUGGCCCUAAGCCGGAGAAGGAGGCAACGACCCCUCCUCAAGCGGCGCAGACCGCAAGCGAGCGGCCGCCACUGCGGGAGCGCUUCACAAAGCAGCUGCUGCUCGGCCGCUUCCCAAAGCGGAAGCCCCGGGCUGAGGGAGUCGAUUCUGCUGCAGAAGCAGAUGGUGAGACGGAGCCAGAGAAGCCUGAUGCUGGCAUGGAAACGUCUGCCGCAGAGGACUCUGUGCCAGAGGCGCCCCCGCCGCGACCCCGGCGUGUGCGCCGUGCGCGCAGUGCUGCAGAGCCAAGUGCAGCAAAGCUACGUCCAAGGCUCGCCGGCCCCGCCGCUGAGGAUGAUGCGACGCAAAGCGAAGCUGACAAGGCCAAGACCCUCUCCUUGGCCGUGGUUGGAUCGAAGGCACCGAGGCUGCGCCAUCGAAGCCGUGUUGUGGUGACGAAAUCCAUCUGGAAAGAGGAACCCGACUUCGACUCCGGUUUGGGCGCGCUGUAUUUUUCCUUUAGCUCGAUGAGAAGUGCGGAGGGGCAGAAGGUUCCCUUGAAGAAUCGAGACAAAGUUGUUCGAACGUUGCAUGAGCUCAACAGCAAGGUAGCACUUCCCAUUUGCCGGCACUUCGGGCUGCGAUACAAUUUCUUCUCGGAGCACCAUCCGCAGGCCAAGAAGGCCGGCGUAACCUGCAAGGAGCCCUUGAUUCUCAGGAAAGAAGGCCCGGAUGGGACGGAGAUUCAGGAGACGCGCUACUUGGUGACCAUUCGUCUCCGGCUACGUCUACAUCCAACAAAGGGAGAUCCCCAGACGGAAUUCAUCUCGCGAGGGACGCAGAUCGCCGUCCUCUUGCAUGAGCUCUGCCACCUGAAGCACAUGAACCACGGCAAGGAUUUCAUGCUGUUUCUCCGAGACAUCUUUGCCCAUGCGCACAAGCUGGGCGUCUUUGACCCAGUGUCGAUGUCGAACGAGAUCCCUUCGCCUUGGCCCUGGGAAAAUGUCAUCUUCCAGCGCGCUGGAGAGGUGUCAGAUGAAGAGCUCAUCAAGAUCUUCACAGAGCACCGUGCGGCUCAGCGCAAGGAAACUUCUCCUGCGACGCCUGAGAAGGAUUUGGCUGCUUCCCAGGCUGAGCUGCAGCAGGCCAAGGCGGAUGUGGAGGAAAAGGACAUCGAGGCCAUCAGUACCUCCGCCUCGGAUGCUGCCCCCGAGCCGCCAGCCACGCCGCCGCCUCCACCUCCGCCUCCGCCCCCACCCUUUGCAGGAGCCUUGCCAUCCAUGGUGGCCAGCUUUUCUGCAAAAGGUUGUGCAGACGGAUGUUGCUCACCUCCACUACAAGGCAGCCCGGGCUUUACGGAAAUCGCGUACGGUGAGGGCGAAAGCCGGAUGCCAGGAUUUGAUUCCCCAUCGCCACGGAUUCGACUGCCACCGCUGCUGAGGCCGCAGCUCCACUCGGAACCUUCCCAGUCACCGCUGCCCCGCAGCGAGAGUAGGACCCUCCUCCCGCCCAUCUCAUGA
Molecule: messenger RNA, 2094 nt
Organism: Symbiodinium pilosum
Lineage: Eukaryota; Dinophyceae; Suessiales; Symbiodiniaceae
Source: the annotation of a GenBank genome assembly